AUGGAGAUGAAUGAAUUGAACAAAGCACAAGCCUACGUUCUAAAAACUGUGAAGAGGCUUCUCCAUAUACAGAGGAUUCACAAGGAAUAUUUAAGGACACAGAGCACCAAAAAUGUAGACAAGCGGCAUGAGAAAGAGUUCUUUCAAGUGGUUCAAGAACCAUAUGAUGCCAUAUGUUUUGGCUUCAAGCGAGAGCAAGUAUAUUAUGUGAAUGAUACUCAAGAUCCAAAAUGGUAUGUCGUGGUAAAUACUAAACCUCGUGAUUAUUUUGACACUCCUCCCACUGAUGAAGAAGAUGCCACUACUAAAUCAAGUAAAUCCAGUCCUGAAGCUUGCCAAGAAAAUGAAGUAAUAACUGUGCCGAAUCCAAAUACAAUAGAAGAUGAUGACACAAGUAUAUUGGACACACCUCAAGUUGAAGCGGAAGCUGAAGGUAUGCCUGUGGCUGUGGAAGGUAAUCCGAUACUCCAUUACGAGGGUGACGUUCAGGAUGAAGAUGAGCAACAAGAAUCUGAAAGUGAUGACAGCGAAGGUGGUGAGUACAUGGAUUCAGAUGACGAAGACAGUGAAUCGGAAGAAUAA
Miscanthus lutarioriparius is the source of this 582-nucleotide messenger RNA. The record is from the annotation of a GenBank genome assembly. Lineage: Eukaryota; Viridiplantae; Streptophyta; Magnoliopsida; Poales; Poaceae.